Rhodamnia argentea is the source of this 1065-nucleotide messenger RNA. RefSeq names its product putative phosphatidylglycerol/phosphatidylinositol transfer protein DDB_G0282179. The transcript has 4 exons. Gene Ontology annotation, biological process: intracellular sterol transport. Lineage: Eukaryota; Viridiplantae; Streptophyta; Magnoliopsida; Myrtales; Myrtaceae. Gene Ontology annotation, molecular function: sterol binding. The record is from RefSeq and is a predicted model, not a curated record. Bases 253 to 696 code for a protein of 147 amino acids.
AAAAAAAAACCAAAAAAAUCUGUCGCGAAGCAGCACACGACAAGCGCUUUCCUCUCUCGCUUCUCGUCUACCUCUUGCGCUUUGUCAGAUUCUUCCUUCUUUUCUAUCCGGGGCAACAACAACAAGUGAUCGAUGUCCGCUCAAGCUUGCCGAUCCGGGAUCAACUUCGCUCGCCCGCUGGUUCCUCUCCGCUGGAAAAGCUCUCUCUUUUGAUCCCCAAGAUCGCUCCUUUUUGCUAAAAAAAACCAAGAAAUGGGGUCGCUGCGUGUCCUCGCGUUCGCUCUCCUCUUGCCUCUCGUUUGCGCCACCCACAUCAAGUACUGUGAUAAUUCUGGGGACUAUGCUGUGAAGGUGACCGAUGUUAAGAUAUCGCCUAACCCAGUGGUUCCAGGCAAGCCGACCACCUUUGACAUCUCUGCUUCUACAGGUCAAAAUCUCUCCAACGGAAAAGUAGUGAUACGAGUUACAUUUUUUGGGGUUCAAGUCCAUACAGAGACCCAUGAUCUCUGUGAAGAGAUAUCCUGUCCUAUCGCGGCAGGAAAAUUCGUGCUAUCCCACACCCAAAGUCUACCUGUGUUUACUCCUCCAGGCUUGUACACUCUAAGGAUAACCAUGGAGGAUGACCUGAAUGAGCAGUUAACCUGCAUCAGCUUCAAUUUCAGGAUCGGAUUCGGAUCUCUGGUCUUCAACAGUUGAAAAUCCCCCAUACCCAUAUCUUUAGGCGACUUCAAAAGGUCGGAUACUACUUUCUUUUCCGAGCAUGAGAUCCCCCACGCCAUAUUUUACUGUACUUCCUGGUGUACUAUUCUUUCUACAUCUCGAAAGUGCUACGAAUCUCCCUUUUAAAUGGAAAUAUUUUUGGAUCUAGACGCCUCAUUGGUGCAUUGGAUGUCAUAAGUCAUUUCAACUUCAGCUGUCUCCGGAUGACACUGCAAAAGAGCAUAAUGAAAGAUGAGGCAUUCAGCAGCGAACAGAGAAGUUGAUGCAUCAAAUGCUGUCAUUCUUUAAAGGCAGUGUAUAAUGGCCCAAAAGAUAUAUGAGGCAGUGAAGAUAUGUUGUUAAGCA